CUACCAGGACCGAGGCAUUGGGAACACCUCUCUGUCCACAUUUGGCGUGGCUCAGGCAGUGCUGGAGAUCAUCCUCAUGUUCUACUUGAUGGUGUCCUCUGUCGUCGGCUUUUACAGCCUGAGAGUCUUUGAGGGACUCACUCCCAGGAACGAUGACACAACCAUGACAACGAUCAUUGGUUGCUGUGUGUCCAUCUUGGUCCUGAGUUCAGCCCUGCCGGUGAUGUCCAGAACUCUAGGUAUCACCAGAUUUGAUCUCUUGGGAGACUUUGGGAGAUUUAAUUGGCUGGGAAACUUUUACAUUGUCCUUUCAUACAACCUGCUCUUUGCGGUCGUGACAACACUCUGUCUUGUGAGAAAAUUCACGUCAGCGGUACGGGAAGAGCUUCUAAAGGCAUUAGGUCUGGAUAAAUUGCAACUGUCAAACAGCCCCACGGACCCUGAAUCUGGGAAGCUCUCGGCAAACGGGCAUCAGAAAACUCUGUGAAAGGGACGAUAGACAGACACACAGACACACACACAGACACUACGACAGUACUGCUGAAAGGUGAAAGGGAUUGGAAGGAACUUAAUAAACCCAGGCAGUGUCUGACGGAUGCUGCAAAUGGAGGCUGAGAGCAAUUUAGCUUCGUGACAUUCCAUCCUCUGCGUCUCGGAUGGAAGCUGGGACAAAGCCAGGGAUGAGACUGAGGAGUGAAAUAGACUGGCAUCACUGCAGUGACCUUGAUGUUGACCUUAACCGCGACUGUGACUUUAAACCACCCAUCUCUUGCUUCAGGGGCACUCUUCCCCCCCCCCCCAGCAUUGCUACCUGUUUUUCUUUUAUAACCUCCUCACCACUGCACUAGUCAAAAGCAAGAGGGUAAAGCAGGUGAAACAAUGUGUUUUUCUAAGUCUUACAUCUAGCUAAAAGGCAAAGAGUUAUUUUCCAUCACCCUGCUCCUCAUCUGUAUUCAGUAUAAUAAAUAGACCCCCCAUUUCCAAUAGACUCAUUUUUUAAUGCCAGUAUGUCCACGGUAAUUUGUGCCGGUGAUACAUGGAGCAUUUGCAGUUUAUGGUCUAAUCAUGGUCGUUGGUUGUUAUGUGAACAGAUACAGGCCUGAUAAGGUGUCAAUUUGUCUUUUUUUUAUUAUUUGUUUAAGCUCGAAAAUGUGAAAAUAACAUGCUUUUGAGAAGUAUGAAAGAAGUCAAAGUUAUUCACUCAUCACAGCCAUUACAUAAAACUGCACAGCAUCACUACAAUUCAUAUUAUAUGAAUUGGCACUGUCAUUACUGACACGCGUCAGAUU
Perca flavescens (yellow perch) is the source of this 1289-nucleotide messenger RNA. Its product is annotated as limb region 1 protein homolog. The record is from RefSeq and is a predicted model, not a curated record. Lineage: Eukaryota; Metazoa; Chordata; Actinopteri; Perciformes; Percidae. Gene Ontology annotation, biological process: signal transduction. Gene Ontology annotation, cellular component: plasma membrane. The transcript has 5 exons. Bases 77 to 487 code for a protein of 136 amino acids. Gene Ontology annotation, molecular function: transmembrane signaling receptor activity.